Molecule: messenger RNA, 426 nt
Organism: Protopolystoma xenopodis
Lineage: Eukaryota; Metazoa; Platyhelminthes; Monogenea; Polystomatidea; Polystomatidae
Source: the annotation of a GenBank genome assembly
AUGCAUUCUUGCUCUGACGAUGUCUGUCGAAAUGGCACCGACGGCGUCGCAGGACCCUGCUUCUUCGCACAAUCCUCCUUCCUUUUUUCGCUGAGACGACAUCACCACUUCCUUCCUACCGACUUGCGCUUUGAAGUGGAGGGUCAUGUGACAAUAGUGAUGAUACUCUUGACAGCAAUGCGAAUGGUACCGGUACAGAAGAGCACGAUGAAAAAGAUAUUGGAGCGGUCAAAUGAAAUGAGAGUGGCUCGAAAGCGAAGAAAACAUAAAAUGGAAGAAAAAAACGCAGGUAAUGAUGAUAGUGAUGAUGAAUAUAGCGACGAUACUGCUCACUAUAGCAGUCAUGGUGUUGGUGGUGGUGGUGUUGGAGACGAUGCUGGUAAAGCAUUGACGAUUGGCAUGCAUCAGACUCUUAAGGGAUGCUGA